Messenger RNA from Lemur catta (Ring-tailed lemur), 3050 nucleotides. It is a transcript of the gene VPS4B, whose product is annotated as vacuolar protein sorting 4 homolog B. The transcript is spliced from 11 exons. NCBI's taxonomy places the organism in Eukaryota, Metazoa, Chordata, Mammalia, Primates, Lemuridae. Gene Ontology annotation, molecular function: ATP binding; ATP hydrolysis activity. The record is from RefSeq and is a predicted model, not a curated record. Bases 345 to 1679 code for a protein of 444 amino acids. Gene Ontology annotation, biological process: endosomal transport; vacuole organization.
AGGGCUCAUCAGGUUCAAGGCUACUUCUCCCAGCCUCUGGAUGGCAUAGGCUGUGGCCAGAUGCGGGGAAUACCGGUGACUGAGUAGCGCGCGUGCUGAUGACGAAAGCGGAAGUGCACAGGCCGGAGGCGGGAUCAGAACCCAGAGGGGCUCGGGAUUGCGGAAGUUUUGUGAGGAGGGUCGGGCGUAAAGCGGUGUUGUUUUAGGAUAAGUUCCGGAAAGGAGGCCUCCUGUCGGGGUCUGAGAGCCACUAGCCUCCCCGGUUUAGGGACUGAUUCGACGUCGGUGCUGUUGGCUGUCCUCGGCCCUCGUUCCCCGCUAGGGAACCGCCUCGGAUCUCCGCCAUGGCAUCCACUUCGACCAACCUCCAGAAAGCAAUAGAUCUUGCUAGCAAAGCAGCCCAAGAAGACAAAGCUGGGAACUAUGAAGAAGCCCUUCUACUCUAUCAAAAUGCUGUGCAGUAUUUUCUCCAUGUAGUUAAAUAUGAAACACAGGGUGAUAAAGCCAAGCAAAGUAUCAGGGCAAAGUGUACAGAAUAUCUUGACAGAGCAGAAAAACUAAAGGAGUACCUGAAAAAGAAAGAGAAAAAACCACAGAAGCCGGUGAAGGAGGGACAGCCGAGUCCAGCAGAUGAGAAAGGGAAUGACAGUGAUGGGGAAGGAGAAUCUGAUGAUCCUGAAAAAAAGAAACUACAGAAUCAACUUCAAGGUGCCAUUGUUAUGGAACGACCAAAUGUGAAGUGGAGUGAUGUUGCUGGUCUUGAAGGAGCCAAAGAAGCACUUAAAGAGGCUGUGAUUCUGCCUAUUAAAUUUCCUCAUCUUUUUACGGGCAAGAGAACACCUUGGAGGGGAAUCCUAUUAUUUGGGCCUCCUGGAACAGGAAAAUCCUAUUUAGCCAAAGCUGUAGCAACAGAAGCAAACAACUCAACAUUUUUUUCAAUAUCUUCCUCUGAUCUUGUUUCAAAGUGGCUAGGUGAAAGUGAAAAAUUAGUUAAGAAUUUAUUCCAGAUUGCCAGAGAGAACAAGCCCUCUAUUAUCUUCAUUGAUGAAAUUGAUUCUUUGUGUGGUUCAAGAAGUGAAAAUGAAAGUGAAGCUGCACGUAGAAUUAAGACAGAGUUCCUAGUUCAAAUGCAAGGGGUUGGUGUGGACAAUGAUGGAAUUUUGGUUCUGGGAGCCACAAAUAUACCCUGGGUUCUGGAUUCUGCCAUUAGGCGAAGAUUUGAAAAACGAAUUUAUAUUCCUUUGCCUGAAGCCCAUGCCCGAGCAGCAAUGUUUAAACUGCACUUGGGGACCACUCAGAACAGUCUAACAGAAACAGACUUCCGAGAACUUGGAAAGAAAACUGAUGGUUAUUCAGGGGCGGAUAUAAGUAUCAUUGUACGGGAUGCACUUAUGCAGCCUGUUAGGAAAGUACAGUCAGCUACUCAUUUUAAAAAGGUUCGUGGACCUUCCCGAGCUGAUCCUAACAACCUCGUAGAUGAUCUGCUAACACCCUGCUCUCCAGGUGACCCUGGUGCCAUUGAAAUGACAUGGAUGGAUGUCCCUGGGGAUAAACUUUUGGAGCCAGUUGUUUCCAUGCCGGAUAUGUUGCGGUCACUCUCUAGCACAAAACCCACAGUCAAUGAACACGACUUGUUGAAAUUAAAGAAGUUUACAGAAGAUUUUGGUCAAGAAGGUUAAAACAAAGAGGAGGAAGACAUUUACCAUACGUAUUGUUUCUUUCAUAGAUAUUUUUGCCUUUCUUGAAUAGCAUUCAGAUUGUUUCCAGUAAAACUCUUUUACCAUGGGGACAUACACAUCUUACUUCAGAGUUCCUUUAAGUUUGAUUUUGUACUUUUUCUCCAUUAUCUAUCAAAUGCUUCUAUUAAUGAAAAGUAUAAGAUAACGAGUUAUAAAGAAAUGAGCAAUAUAUGAAUGGCAAACAAAGAAAUUACCCAGUAAGAAGAAUAUUAGAAAUUGAUUGACAUAUAAAUAUUUAAAAUUUUUAUGAAUGGUGGUCUUUGCAAAGAGCAUUUAUCAUUUCUUUUGGACUAAAAUGAAACAGGGCUUAUUUUAUAUUUUGAAAAAAAUUCUUAAACAUCAUUCUUAUCAAUGUAAAAUUUAUUUACUUUAUUAAAAAAUUAAAAAUGAUAGAAUCUUUACUCUCAGGGAUGGGCAAUAAAAAGCAAAGAGCACUGUGAUUGGGUUUGAAAGAUUUUGAAUUGAGUGAUAGCUGGUGCUCUUAUUGGUUUUUAAUAGGUUGAUUUUUUUCCUGCAUAGAUUUAAAUAAUUUCUUUAAAAGCAGCAAGCUUUUAUAUUUAAUUAAAUACCUUUCACUGUGCAAUCUCAAGAGAAACACUUUCUAAAUUAGGAUUUGUCUUUACCUUACCUUGAAGAAGAAAAUUGUCUUUUUCAGUGUCUUUUGUAGCAAGAUUGACCAAAACAGGUGGUAAGUAAGUAUGUAAUUUUUAAAUAACUGUCAUAAAUACUGUAACGGGAACCUUUGCUCAUGAGGAAAUGGCCUCCCUUUGGAUUAUGGGAACUUUCCAUGUGUGAUGUUGGCGUGUGUGUGUACAUAUAUGUAUAAAUUUCUUUUUUUAAUGUAGGGUAGCAGUAUAGGGUCUUGUCUUUCACCUUUAAGUUCAGGGAACAGUUUGUCCUGGCCACACAUGUAUCAAUAUAAUGCUUAUAAAGCUUUAGAAAUGAGCUGAUGACUCAUUAAUAAAAUACAAACAUGAUAUUAUUUUAAUAUCUUCAAAUAAUCUGAGGAUGUGUGUUAUACACUUGAGCAUCAACACUAAGUUGUGCCUUGUACAUUUGCAUUGGCUCUACAUGCAAAAAAUUACUAAGUUAGCUAGAAUGAGGUAGAUUCCUUAAUUACUAUGAAGUUCUACCAUGCAAAUGCUAUAGAAUAACUUGCAUUUUUAAAGUAUAUUUGCACAUUUUACAUAUUAUGCUAUAUGGUUGCCUUUGGGUUUUCUGUACAGAUUGUUUUUGUUAAUAUUAAAUGGAAAUCAUAGGCCUGAAUACACUGUUCUUAUGUGAAGUAAAUUGAUAUAACCUACUAUUGGC